CCCAGUGGAGCAUACCUUACCCCACCCAAUGGGGCAUACCCUAUCCAAUUUUACCGUGGGAACACAAGAAACCAGAGAUUCUGCUCCUGUUGAGGGUCCACUAGAGCUUCCGAUAGACGUGGCGGCACAAAAAGUAGAAACCAAAAGCACAAACUCGGGUCCUGUUAACCUCUCGCACGCUGCACCCUUGACCUUGAGAAGCGAACCCGCAAAAGUAUCCACAGUGGAAUCGGUAAAGGCCGCAGUGGAGGAGGAAGGGAACAGGUCUGAAGAGAUGACCUUGAGUUCCGUAACGUUCCACGUGGACCGGGUCAUGGUGGCGUCCUUCGAAGCCGACGAGCUCCUGCAAACGAUAUCGGUUCUGGAUGAACAGGCGGAACAACAGGCCCGGGAGCUGUUGGUCCGGACGGAGAUCGGAGCCGAGAGCUCGAGCGAAGACGAGCGCGAGGGCGAGAGCGAACGCCAGAGUUUAACCGAAGUGCUCUCGAAAUGGGACUCUUUGUCGGAGGACCUUCAAGAGUUGGAAGGAGAAAGUGUCAAGCUCCUCUUUAGCGCUCCUCCCGAGGCGGCCACCGGAGCCGAAGCCGCGACCCUGGAGACCGUAACUCUGGAAGAGGUUGGAGGUCUUGAAGCCGAACGAGAGCCCGGAGAGCGGCCGUGCGGCGUCUCGGAGGCCAUGAGCCAUGAGGCUGUGACCUUGGCGGAGGUCGAGAAGAAAUCUCUGAGUGAAACCACGAAUCUUCUGGAGGAAGUGGCCGAAAUCGUCGCCGGAGAGCAGAAGACGGAGGUGGAGGACGCGGCGCCGCCUGAAGAGACGCCCGAGGCUCCGUUUCUGGCUGAAGAUCUGCAGAUGGACGCGUUGGUGGGGGAGCUGCUCUUUUCCCUUCCCGCUCCUGUAACCGCGGUAACGGGAGACCAGAUCGGUCGGGGGACCGUAAGAGCGAAUACUUCGGACGCAACGGUUGCCGCCGGGUCAGUCGACGUCGAUGCAGCACCUGAAGUGACGGAUGAUCUGAAGGAGAUGCUGCCGGAGGAGGAGGAGGAGGGAGCGCAGGCUGGAACCUCGGGUAAUGAAGAUGGACAAGAGACACGAGAGGAUUUAGAUCCGGUACAGAGACUCUUCCUGGAGAAGAUCAAAGAAUACAACAACAUGCUCAGGCUGAAUGGAGGACCGUUGGAGGCGGAGCCAGACUACGAGAAGUACCUAUCAGAGGAGACGGCGAAGCUCCGGAGACUUCAUGGAGGAGGAGACCUGAGCAGCUUCCCUCAGCUCACCUUCACAGAGCCGCAAUGGGAUCAGGACACCAAAUGAUCCGUGACACCUACCCCCCCCCCCCCCCCCCCCACACACACAC
Pseudoliparis swirei is the source of this 1355-nucleotide messenger RNA. RefSeq names its product eukaryotic translation initiation factor 5B-like. Lineage: Eukaryota; Metazoa; Chordata; Actinopteri; Perciformes; Liparidae. Gene Ontology annotation, biological process: proton motive force-driven ATP synthesis. Gene Ontology annotation, molecular function: proton transmembrane transporter activity. The transcript is spliced from 5 exons. The record is from RefSeq and is a predicted model, not a curated record. The coding region runs from base 29 to 1312 and encodes 427 amino acids.